Coregonus clupeaformis (lake whitefish) is the source of this 621-nucleotide messenger RNA. Its product is annotated as 60S ribosomal protein L31. Gene Ontology annotation, molecular function: structural constituent of ribosome. Gene Ontology annotation, biological process: cytoplasmic translation. The coding region runs from base 38 to 415 and encodes 125 amino acids. The transcript has 5 exons. Lineage: Eukaryota; Metazoa; Chordata; Actinopteri; Salmoniformes; Salmonidae. Gene Ontology annotation, cellular component: ribosome; cytosolic large ribosomal subunit. The record is from RefSeq and is a predicted model, not a curated record.
GCCCUUGCAACUUCCUUUCCGACAUUUCUCGGGCAUUAUGGCGCCAAACAAGAAGGGCGGUGAAAAAAAGAAGGGGCGCUCUGCCAUCAACGAGGUUGUGACCAGGGAGUACACCGUCAACAUCCACAAGCGCAUACAUGGCGUCUCCUUCAAGAGGAGGGCACCUCGCGCUCUCAAGGAGAUCCGAAAGUUUGCCAUGAAGGAGAUGGGAACCCCUGACGUGCGCAUCGACACUCGCCUAAACAAGGCUGUGUGGACAAAGGGGGUGAGGAAUGUCCCAUACCGUAUGCGCGUUCGCCUGUCAAGGAAACGCAAUGAAGAUGAGGACUCUCCCAAUAAACUGUACACCCUCGUCACAUACGUCCCUGUCACGACAUACAAAGGUCUGCAGACAGUCAAUGUGGACGAGAACUAAUUAUUCACUGGUGUUUUAAAUACAUUUAUAAGAGACUGCAGUCUUGGAUAUUUUUUAAAUCAGGAAUUUAUACAAUCACUAAUUGGGAUUCUUGAUGGAGCAAUUGAUGCUUACAUAGUUAAGUUUUAUUAGUUGUAUGUACGGGAUACAUGGUAUAUACCGUCCAAUGAAAUGCUUACAUGAAAAUAAAUUAUUUCUAGAGCAAG